Molecule: messenger RNA, 668 nt
Organism: Branchiostoma floridae (Florida lancelet)
Lineage: Eukaryota; Metazoa; Chordata; Leptocardii; Amphioxiformes; Branchiostomatidae
Product: mammalian ependymin-related protein 1-like
Exons: 6
Coding region: 204-563 (119 amino acids)
Biological process (GO): cell-matrix adhesion
Cellular component (GO): lysosome; extracellular region
Molecular function (GO): calcium ion binding
Source: RefSeq, a predicted model, not a curated record
ACUGUACUUCGCCCCUUGUGUUCGCACCCAUGAAAUGCUCAAAUCGACCGCUUUUCGCCAGUUGACGUCAUAAAGAAAGCGGUAAAGAGGUCACGGGAAGCUACGCCAUCGAGUCGUACGACUUUGACAGGAAGAAGAUCGCUCUGGUGUAUCCAGAAACAGGCAGCAGACAAGUGCAAGACUACGGCAAGGGUCUAUUGUACAUGAUUACUGGAGGACAAUGCUACACCAAUCCCUGGCCAUAUUCCAUGCCGAGAUGCAUACCAGAUAACGCCACCGCGAUUGCAACAUUCGAGAUGGGUGGACCGGACGGACUCGUGGUGGAACAGUACGACCUGGGCAAUUUCCUUCCUGGCUUUAACGGGUAUAUGCAGUUUACCAUGCCCGACUGUCUACCUGUUUCACAGACACAGUACUAUGAUUCGUAUGUGACCAUUUUUGGGUUUACCAACAUCACUGAAGGCAUCAGGGACCCCUCCGUGUUCGACAUACCCAGUCCCCCAUGUCCCAGGGACAUGGACAACGCCGUGGAACCACUACUGUUCGGACAUGUUCAACCCUGACCUUAGAAAGAGAGGUUCCUGUCUUCAGACCUUGUCAAGGUCAAAUCCAGUGAACGACACUGCAAGAAUAUUGUCUAUUAAAGAAAGAGCAUUUAUGGUCUCAUA